This is a messenger RNA of Acanthosepion pharaonis, 1662 nucleotides long. NCBI's taxonomy places the organism in Eukaryota, Metazoa, Mollusca, Cephalopoda, Sepiida, Sepiidae. The record is from the annotation of a GenBank genome assembly.
AUGGAAAUUGCUAUUGAAUUAUCAUUCCCUCUUUUCGAUUCCCAAGAGAAAGCCUCCGAAGAUUCGAUCCUACCUGGAUAUGCCGUCUUUACUUCUUUCUUUCUUUGUAAUCACUUUCUUUGUAAUAUUUUUUUCUUUCCUUCUUUCUUUCUUUCUAUCUAUCUAUCUAUCUUUCUUUCUUUCUUUCUUUCUUUCUCUUUCUUUCUUUCUCUUUCUUUCCUUCUUUCUUUAUUUCUAAUCACGUUCUUUCUUUCUUUAUUUCUUUCUUUCUUUACAAACUAUAAUUUUCUUUUCUUUCUUUUUCUUCCUGUCUUUCCAAACACUUACCUUCCUUCCUUAUUUCCUUCCUUCCUUUCCUCCCUCCCUUCCUUCCUUCCUUUCAUUCACCCUCGUCUUUUCCCCACACCCAUCCCUCUCUAUCUCCCACUUCUUCUUUUUUUUCUAUCUCUACCUCUCUUUACCUUUAGCAAGCUACACUUGCAGAGAGUUACUGUGAAAGAAAAGGAAUUUCUUCUUCUUUUCCUUCUUUUUCUUCUUCUUUUUCUUCUUCUUCUUCUUAUUUCCUCGUCCUCUUCAUCCUCAUCCUCAUCCUCAUCCUCCUACUUCUUCUCAUCCUCCUUCUCCUCCCCCUUUUUCUUCUUUUUCUUCUUCCCAUCCUCUUUCUCUUCCCCCUUCUUCUACUUCUUCUUCUCAUUUUCCUUCUCUACCUUCUUCUUCUUCCUCUUAUUCAUCUUCUUCUUUUCCUCCUCCUCCUCCUUCACCUCACCCUUUUCCUUCUUCUUCUCUUCCUCUUUCUUCUUCUUCUUCUUCUUCUCAUCCUCCUCCUCCUGCUCCUUCUUCGUCGUCUUCUUCUUCUUCUUCUUCUUCUUUCCUCGUCCUCUUCAUCCUCCUCCUCCUCCUUCUUCUUCAUCUUCUUCUUCAUCUAAUCCUCCUUCUCCUCCCCCUUUUUCUACUUUUUCUUCUUCUCAUCCUCCUCCUUCUUCCUCUUAUUCUUCUUCUUUUCCUCCUCCUCCUACUUCUUCUCAUCCUCCUUACGCCCCCCUUUUCCUUCUUCUUCUCAUCCUCCUCCUUCUGCCCCUUCUUCUUCUUCUUCUUCUGCUUCUUUCCUCGUCCUCUUCAUCAUCAUCCUCCUCCUCCUCCUCAUUCACCUCACCCUUUUCCUUCUUCUUCUCUUCCUCUUUCUUCUGCUACUCCUUCUUCCCAUCCUCCUUCUCCUCCCCCUUCUUCUUCUACUUCUCAUUCUCCUUCUCCCCCGUCUUCUUCUUCUUCUUCCUCUUAUUCUUCUUCUUUUCCUCCUCCUCCUACUUCUUCUCAUCCUCCUUACGCCCCCCUUUUCCUUCUUCUUCUCAUCCUCCUCCUUCUGCCCCUUCUUCUUCUUCUUCUUCUGCUUCUUUCCUCGUCUUCUUCAUCAUCCUCCUCCUCAUCCUCCCCAUUCUUCUUCAUCUAAUCCUCCUCCUCCUCCCCCUUCUUCUUCAUCUAAUCCUCCUCCCCCUUUUUCUUCUUUUCUUCGUCUCAUCCUUCUUCUCCCCUUCUACUACUUCUUCUUCCCAUCCUCCUUCUCCUCCCCCUUCUUCUACUUCUCCUCAUUCUCCUUCUCCGCCUUCGUCUUCUUAUUCAUCGUCUUCUUUUCCUCCUCCUCCUACUUCUUCUCAUCCUCCUUAA